This is a messenger RNA of Pantherophis guttatus, 4783 nucleotides long. It is a transcript of the gene NETO2, whose product is annotated as neuropilin and tolloid like 2. Gene Ontology annotation, cellular component: postsynaptic density. The record is from RefSeq and is a predicted model, not a curated record. Gene Ontology annotation, molecular function: ionotropic glutamate receptor binding. Lineage: Eukaryota; Metazoa; Chordata; Lepidosauria; Squamata; Colubridae.
CCCGCCCAGUCGGGGGGCUGGGCCAGCUGCGGACCGGGCGCGCAAAGAAGAGGAGGAGGAAGAAGAAGAAGAAAAAGAGGAGGAAGAAGAAGAAGAGGAGGAGGAGGAGGAGAAGGAAGAGGAGGAAGAGGAUGGAGCUGCCCGCCUUUCUCCCGUAGCUGCCCGCCGGCAUGAAGGGGCAGCCGCCGCCGGGCUCCAGCGGCGGGCGGAGGCAGCGGGAGCCAACCGUGGCCGCCGCCGCCGCCGCCGCCGGAGGAGCGAGCAGGGGAAGGAGCAGCAGCACCAUCGGCGGCGGCAAGAGGAGGAGGAGGAGGAGGAGGAUGCGCCCCUCCGGCUGAGCCGCGCCGGCUUCUUCCCCUUCGCCAGACGGUCUCCGCGCCCAGCGCGCCGGGCAGGCGAGGGAAGAUGCCUUUGGACAAGGUCUACUCGGUGCUGGAAGUGUUCUUGAUAACAAUCCUGGUGGUGGAAGGCAUCGCUGUGGCUCAAAAAACACAAGUUGGGCGGGAUCUUGGAAAUAACCGCAUGGGAUCUACUCAGUGUAGUGACUGGGUUCGAACAAGCAAUGGAGGCCACUUUGCUUCAUUCAACUUUCCUAACUUCUACCCACCCAACCAGGAAUGUGUCUAUAUUUUAGAAGCUGCCCCACGGCAAAGAAUAGAGUUGACAUUUGACGAACCGUUCUUCGUCGAGCCUUCCUUCGAAUGUCGAUUCGAUCAUCUGGAAGUUCGAGAUGGACCUUUUGGGUUCUCUCCGCUCAUCGAUCGCUAUUGCGGUCUGAAAAGCCCGGCCCCGAUUAGGUCAACAGGAAGAUUUAUGUGGAUCAAGUUUACUUCGGAUGAGGAAUUGGAAGGACGAGGAUUUAAAGCCAAGUAUUCAUUUAUACCAGAUCCUGAUUUCACCCACCGAGAAGGUAUUUUAAAGCCCAUCCCAGAUUGCCAAUUUGAGCUCUCCGGAGCCGAUGGCAUAGUACGCUCCAGCCAGGUAGAACAUGGAGAAAAAGUCAAACCUGGGGAAGCCGUUGACUGCAUAUGGACAAUUAAGGCGACUCCAAAUUCCAAGAUCUAUUUGAGAUUUCUGGACUAUCAAAUGGAGCACUCCAACGAAUGCAAGAGAAACUUUGUGGCCGUCUAUGAUGGAAGCAGUUCCAUUGAAAACCUGAAAGCCAAGUUUUGCAGCACCGUGGCUAACGACGUGAUGCUUCAAACAGGAACCGGGGUGAUACGCAUGUGGGCGGACGAAGGGAGUCGGUUAAGCCGGUUUCGGAUGCUUUUCACCUCAUUUAUGGAUCCUCCCUGUUUAGGUAGUACCUAUUUCUGCCAUAGCAACAUGUGCAUCAAUAAUUCCUUGGUUUGCAAUGGCAUUCAGAACUGUGCAUAUCCAUGGGAUGAAAAUCAUUGCAAAGAAAAGAAGAAAACGGGAUUAUUCGAACAGAUCACCAAAACUCACGGGACGGUCAUUGGAAUUACUUCAGGGAUCGUCUUGGUCCUCCUCAUCAUUUCCAUCCUGGUGCAGAUCAAGCAACCUCGCAAAAAAGUCAUGACCUGCAAAACCACCUUCAACAAAACCAGCUUCCAGGAAGUUUUCGACCCUCCCCACUACGAACUCUUCUCCCUGAGGGACAAAGAGAUUUCCGCCGAUUUGGCUGACCUCUCCGAGGAACUGGAAAACUACCAGAAAAUGAGGCGCUCCUCCACCGCCUCGCGGUGCAUUCACGACCAUCACUGCGGCUCGCAAGCCGCCACGGCCAAGCAAAGCAGGACCAACCUGAGUUCCAUGGAACUCCCUUUCCACAACGAUUUCGCGCCUCCGCAGCCGAUGAAAACCUUCAACAGCACCUUCAAGAAAAGCAGUUACACGUUCAAGCAGGCUCACGAAUGUCCCGAGCAGGUGAUCGAAGACCGAGUGAUGGAGGAGAUCCCUUGCGAAAUCUACGUCCGGGGUCGCGAAGAGGCGGCUCAGGGUACCUUAUCGAUGGAUUUUUAAUCUCCUCGGAAAGCAGGAACCCGGGGCGUGUGAAUAGAUGUACAUGUAUAGACGAAACGAAACAAAACUUGCCGGUGUACAAAGGUGUACCAUACGGGGGAAUUUGAUGGAGACGUAAAAAUUCAUACUUUUUUAAAAGCUUGUUCGGUUUUUUUUUUUCCAAGCCUGAAAGGAUUCUGUAAAUCUUUUUUUCUCCUUUCCUUUGGAAUUAUCCAUCUGAUGAAAGGAACAACCCAAAGUUUUGCAUGGGGCUCCAGUUAGCUGACAUUAAAAACACAACCAACUCAAAUGUCAAAAGUCCUCUGUGAUGGCCAAUUGUCUCUAUUGCUUCCGUUCCUUUGCCUUUCCUUCAGAACUACCGGUUUGCAGCCAGAAGUUUAAUUUGUUUUUCUUAAAAAAGUGGGCGCCAUACCAAGGAGUAAUAUUAAUAUUCAGUAUCGAUAUUGAAACACGGAGCUACUCUUUGGCAAAUACGAUUAAGAGUGCUUGUCGUAAGUGCCACUAUCUCAGACUCAACUGUCAAUCACCUUGGUUUGUUUGAGACACAGGCAGUCCUCGACUUAUAACCGGAAAUUUUCAUGGCUCAGCAAUGGGGUUGUUGAAUGAAUGGCUCCCAGUUUUGCGACCUUUUCGUUCAGCGAAACAUUGCACCUGUGUUAAGUGAAGGUCGUUGGGCAAAUUAUUUAUUUAUUAAAUUAUUAAAUCCAGCUUUCUCCCUGGACCUUGCUUGUUAGAAGCUGGGAAGGUCAUCAGUGAUGAUUGCAUGACCCUGCAACCGUCAUAAAUACAUGGCAGUUGCCAAGUGCCAAAAUUUUGAUCAUGUAACUGUAGGAAUACUGCAACAAUCAUAAAUGCGAGGACCAGUUUUUCAGUUUCAUUGUAAUUUCAAAUGGUCAGUAAAUGGAUGGUUGUAAGCCAAGGACCACCUGGAGCGGCCUUUUAAAUGUUGUCGAUUCUGCUUUUCAUAUUGAUGCCUUUUUAUUGUUCCUCUAUAGCUCAGUCUUAUUGUCUUCUGUGCCUGCAGUAGAUUGGUCUUUCAGCUGCCUUUAGAAUAUAGAAUAGAAUAUAGAAUAACAGAGUUGGAAGGGACCUUGGAGGUCUUCUAGUCCAACCCCCUGCUUAAGCAGGAAACUCAAUACUAUUUCAAACAAAAAAGACCCUUUGUGUGUAACACUGUGCCAAUGUUUUGAGGAUCCGAUACCAGCUGAGAUAUUCAGGAUAAGCCUAGGUCUUAUGAAUACCUUCAUUCUGAGAAACUCAUUCACCAAUGGAGCAAUUUCGCGGGUUGUAGAGAUCACUCCCCUCUGGCCGCUGUAGGUAACCCUGGGAGACAACCUUGAAAGAGAUAUAUCUGGAAUGCGUUUCUGUUUUUGGCUGCCAUGCUGCUUUGUCAGUUUCCCAACCCCCUUGCCUAUGGCAACUCGAGAGCAGGGCAGGGAUGCUUUGCGAGUUGACAUCUUAUACGUUUCAAUCAUGUUUUACUAAUUUUUUCAAAGUAUAGAUCGUUCUGAACUUAGAACACUUCAUUUAAGUUACAACGGCACUGUGACUUAUGACCAUUUUUCACACUUACGACCAUUGUAGCAUCCCCAUGGUCAUGGGAUCUAAACUCAGAUGCUUGGCAACUGACUCAUAUUUAUGACGGUUGCAGUCUACCAGGGGCACAUGAUCUGCUUUUGCGACCUUCUGACAAGCAAGAUUGACUUAACAGCCACGUUACUAACUUAACAACGGUGGCAAGAAAGCUUGCAAAAUGGGGCAAAAUUCAGUUAAUAAAUGUCUCACUUAGCAACAGAGAUUUUGGGCUGUUUUGACUAUAAGUCGAGAACCACCUAUAAAAAAUCAUAAAUAUCUUGGGUUUUUCUUACAUUGUGUAAACCAUCAGAUCAUUUUAGUGCAUUCUUCUUCAUAUCUUCCAGCUCUGUUACAUCCUUUUGGAAAUGAAGGGAUUAGAACUGCCCACAGUGUUUCAGAUUAGCAAUAGCAAUAGCAUUUAGGCUUAUAUGCCGCUUUACAGUGCUUUACAGCCCUCUCUAAGCGAUGUACAGAGUCAGCCUAUUGCCCCCAGCAAUCUGGGUCCUCAUUUUACCCACCUCGGAAGGAUGGAAGGCAGAGUCAACCUUGAGCCUGUCGAGUUCGAGUCAACCUCAAACUGCCAAAUUGCAGGCAGCCGGGAGUAGACAGAAGUAGCCUGCAGUACUGCACUCUAACCACUGCGCCACCGAGGGUCUCAUGAAAAUGUACCAUAGAUUUAUAUAAAAGCAGUACGCAGUGAGCAGUUUAAAUUUCCUUAACAAUUCUGGGCACAGCAUUUGCUGUUUCAACAGCUGCCGCGGCCUGAGUAGAUAUCUUCAUUUUGCUCUUCUGUAUGAUUCUGAGAUCUUUGUCUUGUUCAAUUUCAGACAAGCAAGACUGAAAUCAGCCUACGUGUGAAAUUAGGGAGUUUUUAUCCCAAUGGGAUUCAUUUUACAUUUACAGAUUUCAACAUUAACACCCCAAAUACACUUUGUUUUUCCGUCUGCCAAUCCUCUUCCCAAGAGCUUUGCAACUUUUUCAGACCAAGAAACGAUUUUUUAAAUCUCAGAGGUCCCCAAUCAAGAGGCAAAAUUCCAGGAAUGGAAAAUGCUGCGUUGAAAUUCUAAUUUCCCUUUGUUUCUCAGAGACCCGUUAAAAUUUCUUACGACCUCGUUUGGAAAACGGGACGUUCAGAAUAAAUAGCGCUUGCUUUCUAGUUAUCCAGAUGUUUUAUUCUUCAGGUCUUUCCCUUCGUGGAGAUAUAAAAUAAAAAAUAAAAAACACC